Acanthoscelides obtectus is the source of this 1963-nucleotide messenger RNA. The record is from the annotation of a GenBank genome assembly. NCBI's taxonomy places the organism in Eukaryota, Metazoa, Arthropoda, Insecta, Coleoptera, Chrysomelidae.
UGACCGACUGAACGAAAACAAAUGAAGUGACAGCAAACUGUGAGGUUAAGAGCACAGGGGUUGGGAAGUUGGGAUCGUUCAAAGAUGUGGGGUGUUUUUUCUUUUUGGGAAGCUGUUCCAAAUUUAACAUGAAAUUCAAAAUUAGAUCAAAGUUGUUCACAGCUGAAAGUAAUACCGGCACACUCUGUGUUAAACACGGCAAGUGAAAAAAGAAAAUUGUGAUGUAGUUAGGUGAUAAAUGUAUACUUUCCGUUUAUAUCUGAAAAGAAAGGGCGUUUUUAUAAUAUUUGCAGUACAAUUAUGUAUUAUACUAGCAUAUUUAUUUGUGCAAUUCCAAUCGGGAUAUCAAGAAUCAAACAAAAUUACAUUUGUAAGAAAUUACGAUUCAACUGAAAGAGUUACACAGACUUAUCACACAAGCAAUUUUGUACUGAAGCUAGUCAACACCAGAGAAAAUUAUGUGAAUUUCAACUCGAGCUUGUGCUUCAGAUAUGGAACAGAUUUGGUGUCCAUGACAAUGUCAAAGGGUAACAAUUGGAGCUGUAAGUGCUUGCAAGGCUGGCAUGGAAAUGAUUGUGGACAACCUGAAGUACUCUGGAGAGCUUUACUAGCUCAUCAUAAACCAAAUAAAAUAAAAGGACCAAGAACAUUUGAGAGAAGACUGAUAUAUCUGUUCAAAGUGAAUGAGUUUACAGAACAUCUAGCUGACAUUAGAGUCAACGAAUUAGGUAGUGUUGUCGACUUAUUCAUCCUCUAUGAAGACGAAAAUACAAACUACCUCCGACACAAACUGAAUAACAACUUCUGUAAGGAGCACCACAACAAAAUCCUAUAUGCGCAAGAAACAAAAGACAAUCUAUGGGAGAGAUGUAUCCCGCUUCUGAAAAAUCUCAGAGACGACGAUAUAAUUCUAGCGAAUGACAACAAUGAGAUUCCUAAUAAAGAUGCUUUGAUUUUCCUCAAGUACUAUGAUCGAUGGCCUGAACCAAUCAGAUUCCGGAUGAGAUGGUCAGUUUUCGGAUUUUUUUGGAUGCAUCCCAGCAAAACUAUAACCAGUGGUGGUGCGUGCACUGUAUCCUUCCUCAAAGACUCCUUUAAUAAUCAAUUCAAACUUUUGAGUGAUAACAAGACUCUUUCUAGUCCUUUAUACAAAGGCCUAACUCUAGGUGAUUUGAACCACUAUGGCGGUUGGUUUUGUGAAUAUUGUACCGACGCGGCGCAUGUUGUUAAUUUUUUAGCGAAUAAACCUAAAAAUAUAAAUUGGAAUAAGAUUAACUAUAAGAAAAUCGAUCAAAAUUAUAUAGAGGAAUUAAUAGAGAAUGGUGUUUAUAUUGAUGGUGUAACACAGUUAGAAAAAGCACACAAGUAUCAUGAUAAGUACUUUGCACCACCUUUUGUUCGAGAUCAUGACUGGAAGUAUGAUUUUCUUUUAAUUAAUUUCUAUUCAAAAAUGGAUUAUUAUGAAGGUUGAUUUGAAGUAUAUCAAGGAGUCCUCCUUCAACUCAAAGGAGGUACAAAACAGUUCCCAUUCCUCAUACAAGGCUUAUUGGCAAGUCUAUACAUACAUAUAUGUACAAUCCUACAAUACAUACACAUAUGAAACAAGAUUAACGUUUUUAGUACCAUGUGUUUAUUUAAGAAAGUCUCUGUUUAAUUUUUUUCUCACUUGUUUUUAGCCCUGCACCACUCCUAGAUAAUUUUAUAAAGCCUUUUUCAGCCACAUUUCAAUUGACCUACUGAAGAUAUGGGUAUUGUGAGUUAUUUCUAUGUAUGCUUGCAUUCAGCAUAAAAUUGUGAUAUUUUUAUUUGAUUCUUUAUGAUACAAGAUUUUAUCUUCAUCCUCCGAGAAACAGUUAUUUAUAUUAUGACGGCAGGGUAUUUAUAUUAUCCAUUUAUCAUACUGCAGUUAUUACUAUGUAUACAUUAUUUCAUAUCACAGUAUAUGAAUCAAUCUUAUUUAUAU